This is a messenger RNA of Oryzias latipes (Japanese medaka), 3244 nucleotides long. It is a transcript of the gene naca, whose product is annotated as nascent polypeptide associated complex subunit alpha. NCBI's taxonomy places the organism in Eukaryota, Metazoa, Chordata, Actinopteri, Beloniformes, Adrianichthyidae. Gene Ontology annotation, cellular component: nascent polypeptide-associated complex. The record is from RefSeq and is a predicted model, not a curated record.
CAAAAACUGGGGUCAGGAGUUCUUUCUCACAGCCAUCUUGGAAUUAGCGUCCCGAGUUGGUGAGGAUCUCCGCUUGAAAUCCAAUAUCAUCUGGCAGUUUUUCCUACAUCGACAACAAUGCCUGGUGAAGCGACAGAAACUGUCCCGAUCACCGAGCAGGAGAUGCAGCAGCCUCAAGUGGAAACUGCUGCCUCCCCUGCCCCAGUCUCUACCCAGAAACCUCAAGCAGCUUCAGGACCUGCUAAGCCCAAAGGCAAAGAUGCUAAGAAUGUGCAGGGUUCUUCUGCCCCUAAACCUGUCCCAGGCCGAAGAAAACGCUCCUCUAUGUCUGCCUCUUCCUCAUCUCCCACCUCACCAAAAUCAGCUUCUUCUACCCCUCUAUCACAUGGGCAAUCUCCCUUGGCCUCCCCAGCUAGCAACUCCCCUGCUAAUCUAGGAAGCUCUCCUACACCAAAGGUUAUCAAGGCUGGAAAGCAAGGAAAAGCUAAGAAGGGAGAUGCAUUUGUCCCCAUGCAGGUUAACUACAAUGUCAAAAUGUCUGAAGACCCCAAACUAAUGGCAACUGGUGAAGCUAAAACUACUCAGAUUGAGGUUAAAGCUCAGUUACCUCCAGCUGCUUUUAAAGUUGCUUCAAAGCCAGCUGCAGCAGCCCCAAUUUCAUUUUCAGACACCAUUCUCUCAAGUUCUCCAAAACCGGGUGAACUUAAAAAAGCACCACUGGCUGUUUUUGCAGACGAUGAGCUUCCUCCACUGCUUCCACCAGAGAAACCAGUUAAAAUAGUUGUGGCUGAAAAAAUACCUCCAGCAUCUGAUCAUGAGAAGACCUCAGCUGAGGCCCCUGCCUCCAAAACAUCACCAAAAGGCAAGAAGGGUAAUGAGCCCAAAUCUGUACCGGCUGAAGCUUCUAGACCAGCUGGUAAUGAAGCUCCUAAAAAUAUUUCCAAUCCCAAGUCCACCCCUGUCACUGUUUCCCAGGACAAGCUAGCUGCUGUUGAAGCUGUUAAACCACCUGAAAAAGUCCCCAGCAUGCGUUCGAAGCAAGGUGAGGAGGUUAAAGUGUCAUCUUGUAAGGGGAUGAAGCCAGAUGAAAAUGUGAAGGCAGCCUCCAUUAAGACAGAGAAGGCGGUCCCCGUUAAAAUUGAGAAAGCGGCCCCCACUAAGGCUAAGAAGGUGACCCCGGUUAAGAGUCAGGAGACAGCCCCCACUAAAGCUGAGAAGGUGACCCCGGUUAAGAGUCAGGAGACAGCCCCCACUAAGGCUGAAAAGGUGACCCUGGUUAAGAGUCCGGAGACAGCCCCCACUAAGGCUGAGAAAGCGGCCCCUGUUAAGGGUGAGGAGGCGACCCCCACUAAGGCUGAGAAGGUGGUCCCAGUUAAGAGUCCGGAGACAGCCCCCACUAAGGCUGAGAAGGUGGUCCCAGUUAAGAGUCCGGAGACAGCCCCCACUAAGGCUGAGAAACCGGCCCCUGUUAAGGGCGAGGAGGCGACUCCCACUAAGGCUGAGAAGGUGGUCCCAGUUAAGAGUCAGGAGGCGGCUCCCACUAAGGCUGAGAAGGUGGUCCCAGUUGAUGGUGAGAAGGUCUCCACCAAGUCUGAGAAGGCAACCCCAUUUAAGAGUCAGGAGGCGGCUCCCAAUAAGGCUGAAAAGGUGGCCCCAGUUAAGGGUGAAAAGCCCCCCACUAAGUCUGAGGUGAUUACGGUUAAGAGUCAGGAGGCGGCCCCCACUAAGGUUGAGAAGGUGGUCCCAGUUGAUGGUGAGAAGGUCUCCACCAAGUCUGAGAAGGCAACCCCAUUUAAGAGUCAGGAGGCGGCUCCCACUAAGGCUGAAAAGGUGGCCCCAGUUAAGGGUGAAAAGCCCCCCACUAAGUCUGAGGUAAUUACGGUUAAGAGUCAGGAGGCGGCCCCCACUAAGGCUGAGAAUGUGGCCCCAGUUAAGGAUGAGAAGGUCCCUGCUAAGUCUAAGGCGACCCCUGCUAAGGCUGACAAGGCGACCCCUGUUAAGAGUCAGGGGAGAGCGUCCACUGUUAAGGCUCAGGAGGCGGCACCCACUAAGGCGGAAAAGGAAGCCCCUGCCAAGACUGAGAAGCCUACUCCCAUUGAAACUGCAAAGCCAGCCCCCACAAAGACUGAUAAUGCAGCUCCCCCUAAGACUGAGAAAACAGCCCCUGCUAAGACUGAGAAGGCAGUUGAAGAAGCAAAAACUUCACCCCAAAAGCCAGGUGAAGACAGCAAACCAACUUCUGUUGAGGGUGAUGAGCCAGGUGCAGCAAACAAAGCAGCUAAACUUACUGAGGCCAAGUUGAUUGAUGUAAAAGAGGCUCCAAAGGCUUCCAAGCCUGUUGAACCGUCAUCAGUUUCAAUAAAACCAGCUCCGAUGGAGCCUGCUCUUUUAGCCCCAGCUCCUCGAAAACUCACUUUUGCAGAGGCGGUUGCUAAACCUGCACCUGUGAAAACCGAAGCUGUGGUAAAUAACAUCCACCCUGAACCACUUUCCCCUACCAAACCCAUCCUUACACCAGCUAAAACUCCGGCCAACAUGGAGCCUGUGAUCAAGAUCGACAAUGGAUCCGGCACUGAGUCGGACAGCGAUGAUUCUGUCCCAGAGCUGGAAGAACAAGACUCAGCCCAGACACAAACGCAACAAGCCCAGCUUGCAGCAGCAGCUGAAAUUGACGAGGAACCAGUCAGCAAAGCCAAACAAAGCCGCAGUGAAAAGAAAGCACGAAAGGCAAUGUCAAAGCUUGGUCUUAGGCAAGUAACGGGGGUCACCAGGGUCACUAUUCGCAAGUCCAAAAACAUCCUGUUUGUCAUCACCAAACCAGACGUCUACAAGAGCCCAGCAUCAGACACAUACAUCGUCUUUGGAGAAGCUAAGAUAGAAGACCUUUCUCAGCAAGCCCAGCUGGCUGCCGCAGAGAAAUUCAAAGUUCAGGGAGAGGCUGUUUCAAACAUCCAGGAAAACACACAGACCCCUACAGUACAGGAGGAGAGCGAAGAAGAAGAGGUUGACGAGGCUGGCGUUGAAGUGAAGGACAUUGAACUCGUUAUGUCGCAAGCCAACGUGUCGCGGGCAAAGGCUGUACGCGCCCUGAAAAAUAACAACAAUGACAUCGUCAAUGCUAUCAUGGAGUUGACAAUGUAAGGGGACCCUGUCAACGAAGAGUGGAAGAGUGUUGCUGAUUUAAUCUCAUUUAUACAGUUUAUAUCCAAGAUGGAAAUAAAGUUGUGGCUUGGUGAAACUAAAA